CUCUCUGUCUCGCCGCAGGUACGCUUCAAGGACCGCAUCACGAUCCUGCGUGGCAACCACGAGUCGAGACAGAUCACGCAGGUGUACGGCUUCUACGACGAGUGCCUACGCAAGUACGGCAACGCUAACGUGUGGAAGUACUUCACCGACCUAUUCGACUAUAUACCGCUCACCGCACUAGUGGAUGGACAGAUAUUCUGCUUGCACGGAGGUCUGUCGCCGUCUAUAGACACACUAGACCACAUUAGGGCAUUGGACAGACUUCAGGAGGUUCCACACGAGGUACAGCUUCUCUCUAUUUCACACACGGGCGCGGAGAACUUGUGGGUAGUAUUCGUGUGCGCAGUGUUCGUGUGGUCGGGACCCUCUGUGGAUGCGUCGCGCCGCGAGUCGUGUCGUACGCUACCAACGCUCGCGGCCAGCGUUUGA
Molecule: messenger RNA, 429 nt
Organism: Priapulus caudatus
Lineage: Eukaryota; Metazoa; Priapulida; Priapulimorpha; Priapulimorphida; Priapulidae
Product: serine/threonine-protein phosphatase 2A catalytic subunit alpha isoform-like
Exons: 3
Biological process (GO): peptidyl-serine dephosphorylation; mitotic cell cycle
Cellular component (GO): cytosol
Molecular function (GO): protein serine/threonine phosphatase activity
Source: RefSeq, a predicted model, not a curated record